Xiphias gladius (swordfish) is the source of this 2129-nucleotide messenger RNA. RefSeq names its product phosphoethanolamine/phosphocholine phosphatase 1 (gene phospho1). The record is from RefSeq and is a predicted model, not a curated record. The coding region runs from base 420 to 1274 and encodes 284 amino acids. Gene Ontology annotation, molecular function: phosphatase activity. The transcript is spliced from 3 exons. NCBI's taxonomy places the organism in Eukaryota, Metazoa, Chordata, Actinopteri, Istiophoriformes, Xiphiidae.
GCGCGGUCACGUCCGCAGCGGCUCCGGUGGUUUUGACUGUCACAUAAAAGUGCGCGUCCAAACGGCCGACCGGCGGAACUCUGUCUGUACCCUCUGUGAGACCGGAUCGGACGGAGCAGGCCGACGCUGGGGACCGGAACCAGCACCGCCUACAGGGGAAAAAACAACAACAUAAAAAAAAAAAAAAAAAACCCCAACCGGCACAGCCUGACGGCGCCUGACUGGGUCAAGGAAACACACGGGAUCGGCGGACAUCCGCUGCUGACAUCGACGACAACCCCAAAGCAGAGAGCAAUCCUCGGUAGCCCCCCCCCCCUCCUUACCGCGGCCUGCCUUGGCGUGGGAUGCUGGAGACUCAGAGAGCGGGAGAGGAGAUUUGAUGCCACUUGGUAACAGUAAGAGGUGUGGCAUAGUCAAUCAUGGGGGAUUCAGUCUUCACCUGCUGUUAUGUCCCACCCCAUCCCCCAGGAGAGGAGGAACCCCACAGGUCCAGACGUUCAGAGAUCAUGGCCUCCCAUUCCGCCAACAUCUCCUCCGACAAGCGCUUCCUCAUCUUCUUCGACUUUGACGAGACCAUCGUGGAUGAAACCAGCGACGACGUGGUGGUGCAGGCCGCCCCGGGUCAGCACCUCCCGGCCUGGCUGAAGGACACCUACCAGCCCGGCCGCUACAACGAGUACAUGCAGCGCGUCCUGGCCUACCUGGCGGAGCAAGGCGUCACCGAGAGCGACAUACGCAGCGUCAUGGAGAAGAUACCCGCCACCCCCGGCAUGCUCACCCUCUUCCAGUUCCUCCGCACCCGGCCCCCGCAGGACUUCGAAGUGGUGUUGGUGUCCGAUGCCAACACCUUCUUCAUCGAGUCCUGGCUCCGGCGCACCGGGACCCGCCAGCUCUUCCACCGGAUCUUCACCAACCCGGCCACCUUCAACAAGGACGGGCGGCUGGUGCUGAGGCCCUUCCACUCCCACGGCUGCCCGCGGUGCCCCGAAAACAUGUGCAAGCAGGUGGUCGUCAGGGACUAUGUGGCCCGCAGGACGCAGGAGCGGGGCCGCCCCUAUCAGAGGGUCCUCUACGUGGGAGACGGGGCCAACGACUUCUGCCCGGCGCUUUCCCUCGGGCCCCGGGACGUGGCCUUCCCGCGGCGAGACUUCCCCAUGCACCGGCUGAUCACGGAGACCCACGAAGCCAUGCCCGGGGAGUUCAAGGCGGUCACGGUUCCGUGGGUGAGCGCGGAGGAGGUGGUGCAGCGGCUGAGGAAGCUGGUGGCGGAGUAGUGGGUCACACACAAACGGAGAGACAGUGAGGAGACGAUUAUGGGGCCAGUUGACACUUUUAGUCAUUUUCUCAGGUAAAAUAGUCCCAAGAACUAAUGUAUGAGGCAAUAAAAACAUUUGUAGUUACUGUCUGUAUGAAUAAAAUGUUUCUGGCGUCUAGCCAGACCUUCCUCGGUCCAGCUUCUCACCUCUAGGUCCACAGGUCCAAUGAUAAAGCGGGUUAAUGAUUACGGAGACCUGCCUCUAUCACCUGGUGUGAGGAAAUCAAUAACAAAUCCAAUGCUUUGUUAUGAAAAAGGUAUCUAGAAGGAAGUGGCUUUAAAGUUUCAGAUCAUUGGCAUAAUAAACAUCCUUCAAUGGGACCACAUUUAAAAGCAUUCCUCGUGGCUUUAAGGGUUGAACAGGGUCGGCAGGGAAAUCGGUUCCAAUAAUCACCUUAGUCGCCAUAUUUAGAAACGUACUGGACGCUUAAGUCAACCAAGUGACCUGUUGGUCUCGAAUUACGAUUAUACGUGUGUUUUUCUUGCCAACGGCACCUUUUGAGCAUGAAACAUUGAAAUAAUUGUAUCCAUAAGUGAAAUCACAGUCACACUGUCACCUGAUGGCGGCGGGGCAAUUGGGUGGCUCCGCGAGAUGUCCCAGCCGAAAGAAUAAAAGUGAAAUGUACUUUAUCAACAUGUCUGUCCGAGAAUAUGCAGUACGUGUAAUUUAGAGAUGUAUGACUAUGUUUUACGAGUGUGUCUGUUUCUUUGGUUUAUCAGUCUGUUGUGCUGUGUAGGUAAGGCCUACUGAAAUAAAAAUAAAAUAUAUAUAGUAUAUAUGAUAUAUAUAUUAUAUAUAUUAACACCAGCAGGA